Messenger RNA from Peniophora sp. CBMAI 1063, 1476 nucleotides. The record is from the annotation of a GenBank genome assembly. NCBI's taxonomy places the organism in Eukaryota, Fungi, Basidiomycota, Agaricomycetes, Russulales, Peniophoraceae.
AUGAAUCUGAACUCGCCGUUCUUGCGUCGUUCACUACCAGUCGUGGGAAAAGCUGCGGUGUUAGCCGGCCAUCAACCAUCUGCGCCACUCACGGUCGGUGCGGCUUGUCUCCGUCCAAGAAGCAGUCAAGAGCGCCUCUACGCAGAUCGAUCCGCUCACGUAGUUGAUUUCAGGAAGAUGGACGAGUCCGACGGAUCUCAAGAGAGCCUAUCCGACUCGAGCUUCGAUAGUCAGGAUGAGAACGAGGACUACGGGCUAGAAGAUGUCCGAAAUAACCUACAGUUCAUGCGGGUGCAACCACCCGCUCCUGAUACUCGAUUUGAGCGCUUGUUUCGAGAAGACGUUGAGCUACUAGAUCGCUUGUGCUCCUACUUGUCUCCGGAAGAUCUUGCAGCACUGUCCUUGGUCAAUAGAAACGUCAGUGCCGAAGCACGCGCGUACGUUCGACGCGCGAUAGCUAUGAUCGGUCGAGUGCUAUCGCCUUUCUUCAACAACGUGGACGGCUUUCGCACCAUGCAGGCCAAGACUGGUACACUCGUUUCGGGGUCGACAGCUCUGCAACUUCUUGACAGAACUACAUAUACCAACUCCGAUCUUGAUCUCUACGUCGACCACCGCUACGCUGGCGACGUCGUCACCUAUCUCCUCGAGCAGGAGGGAUACUCCUUCGAGCGUCGCGGGCACCAAGAUGUCAAUGCCCACCGAGCGCUCGAAAACGUCGUUCAUAUACAAGACGUGUAUGGUCUUCCCGAACCUGUUCCCGCUAUGCCCGGAUAUCUGGGGCGUGGGAUACGCGCUGUGCUCGACUUCACCCGUGGAGACAAGAAGAUACAACUGAUAACGAGCAAGAAGGCGCCUCUGGAUAUCAUCCUACUCUUUCAUUCCACUUGUGUCAUGAACGUGAUCACCCACCAAAGAGCGUAUUCGCUCUUCCCUCGAGCGACUCUUAUCGACCGCGUGACACUGGCCAUCAAUACAGCCGGAGAAGGCGAGAGGUGGGACAUCGCUCGUCAGAAAUAUGCCAAUCGCGGAUGGCGCGUCGUCGAUCUCGGCAAUGAGUCGCUCGCUCUCGAAGAAUCCACCGACUUCCAGAGUAUGGAUCGUUGGGUAGGCGACUCAGAGACAUGGACGGUGCCCCUUCUUCCCAAACUACCGCAUCUGGAGGACGACUUCAUGUCUAUCAACGCGUUCAGGCUCGCUUAUGACAGCCAGCACGGCGCGGAGAUCGGUUACGACCUCUGCGAAAGUCCGCGCUUGAAGUUCUGCUAUACGUCGCUCAAGGCUGAACGCACGUUGCUCAUGCCUAUCAUUGUGUCCCUCAUCAACAGGCCACAUAGCGGUACAGACUUCCUAGACAAGGGGUUGAGCGAAGGAAUGAGGUUAUUGCGCGACAUCAGACUGUAUAGGCCAGGCGAGAGGGUAGCAUAUUCGAGGAAGCAUGUUUCCUUCACGCAGGCCAGCCGCUGGUAUCGGUGA